Molecule: messenger RNA, 5082 nt
Organism: Eriocheir sinensis (Chinese mitten crab)
Lineage: Eukaryota; Metazoa; Arthropoda; Malacostraca; Decapoda; Varunidae
Product: acetyl-coenzyme A synthetase 2-like, mitochondrial
Exons: 13
Coding region: 330-2402 (690 amino acids)
Cellular component (GO): mitochondrion
Molecular function (GO): AMP binding; acetyl-CoA synthetase activity
Source: RefSeq, a predicted model, not a curated record
GCAUAUUACUUAUUCUGCAGCUUAUGUUUGGUCACGAAGGUGUUGUUAGUUGCUGAAACUCUUGUGACUUGGUGUUCCUAGUUACUGAAACACUUGUGACUGGCCGAAUGUGAAGGGAACCAAAGGGCAGGAAACGCCUUCAUUCCGAAAUCUGGUGUUAGUGUUUGCAAAGGAGAAGGAUUUAGUGAAAUAUAAGAACACAAAACUUUUUAUUAUCCAAGCUGAGGCAUAAACACACGAACAGGAGCCUCUCAUCAUAAACACAUCGAGUACUCGUGUGUUAUCGAUAUUUGCCAAGGGAGGACAGUCAUCAUCGUAGCCAGUCGAUCAUGCCUCCUUCAGCGUCCUCUCUCCUUCGUCUGAUCUCCCGCGGGGUCCGUCAGCAAGCUCAGAACGGGCCCCUUCGCUCCCUCCUCCGAGCCACAUCCUUCAACCGGACAGAGGCGGCCCCCCUCGUGGAUGUCACCAGCACGCCUAUCCCGGAGAUAACUGAGGUCUUCCCGGGUUUACACACUCACGAAAGCAUCCAUCAAUUUUCUCUGGACCAUCCCGAGGAGUUUUGGGGGCAGCUUGCUCGCUCGCGGUUGGAGUGGCAGAGGGAGUUCCAGACGGUGACGGCCCAUGAACCGGAGAAGGCCAUCUUUAGGUGGUUUCCAGAUGGCCAACUCAACGUGUCUGUGAAUUGUGUGGACCGUCACGCGCGGCAGGACCCGGACCGAGUGGCACUGUUGUGGGAGAAGGACGAACCGGGCCAGGAGGAGCGGGUGACAUACAGGCAGCUUCAGGAUGAGGUGUGUCGCCUGGCCAACGUCCUUCGGGCUAGCGGCGUGGGGCGCGGGGACAGAGUGGCCCUGUACCUGCCCGUGUCGCCCCUCGCCGUCACCGCCAUGCUCGCCUGCGCCAGAAUCGGGGCUGUCCACUCCGUCGUCUUCGCUGGCUUCUCCGCCGACGCUCUGGCUUCUAGGAUCCAGGACGCCGGAGCCGAGACGGUGAUCACGGCAGACCAGGCGGUGCGCGGCGGGAAGGUGAUACAGCUGAAGCAGGUGGUGGACGCGGCCGUGGCCAAGUGUCCCUCCGUGCGGCAGGUGUUCGUGGGCUCGCGGACGGGGGCGCAGGUGAAGAUGGGACCCAAGGACAUAGCGCUUGAGCAGGCCCUGAGCGGCGAAGGGACGGAGUGCGAGCCGGCCGUGCAAGGCGCCGAGGACCUGCUCUUCCUGCUCUACACGUCGGGCAGCACGGGCUCCCCCAAGGGCGUGGCGCACACCUCCGCCGGCUACCUUCUCUACGCCGCCACCACGCACAAGCACGCGUUUGACUACCAAGUCGGGGACGUGUUCGGCUGUGUGGCUGACGUCGGCUGGAUCACGGGGCACUCCUACGUGGUCUACGGCCCCCUCGCCAACGGUGCUACCACGGUGCUCUUUGAAAGUACCCCAACGUACCCCGACCCAGGGCGGUACUGGGAGACGGUCUCGCGGCUGGGCAUCACACACUUCUACUGCGCCCCCACCGCCCUGCGUCUGCUGCUGCGCUACGAGGACGACUGGGUGACGCGACACGACCGUUCCUCGCUGCGGAUGCUCGGCUCGGUGGGGGAGCCGCUCAACCACGAGGCCUGGCACUGGUUCCACGAUCUGGUAGGGGAGAAGCGAUGCACCCUUGUGGACACCUGGUGGCAGACGGAGACCGGAGGCAUCAUGAUCAGCCCUCGACCCUCUGCUCCCGGCGCCCCAGUCCUUCCCGGUAUGCCCAUGCGGCCCAUGUUCGGCGUCAAGCCCGUGCUGUGCGACCCCAACGGAGGCGUGGUGAACGGAGAGGGCGUCGGCGGGGCUCUCUGCGUCGGCUCCGUCUGGCCCGGCAUCGCGCGCACCAUCUACGGCGACCACAAACGCUACCUCGACACCUACUUCGCGCCCUUCCCCGGGUACUACUUCAGCGGCGACGGGGCCUACAGGGACCAGGACGGCCACUACCACAUCACGGGGCGCAUGGACGACGUGAUCAACGUGACUGGGCAUCGUCUGGGCACGGCCGAGGUGGAGGACGCGAUGAUGGAGCACCCUGACGUGGCCGAGGUCGCAGUAGUUGGGUUCCCGCACGAGGUGAAGGGCGAGGGAGUGUACGCCUUCAUGGUGCUCAAGAAGGGGACGCAAGCCAGCCAGGACCAGAUCACGGAUGACCUCAAGAAGCUGGUGCGCUCCAAGAUUGCGGGUUAUGCCAUCCCCGAGACCUUCCUGGUAUGCCCGGGGCUGCCCAAAACCCGCUCCGGCAAGAUCAUGCGGAGAAUCCUGAGGAAGAUCGCCGCCGACAAGCCUGAGGAGCUGGGCGACAUCUCCACCCUGGCCGACCCCUCCAUCGUGCAGACCAUCGUCGAGACCCACAGCAAGAACAGGCGGGGGUGAGGGCGGCGUGGGAGCAAGGAAGUCUAGCCCACAGAGUCUCGAGUACUGAUGUGUACCGUGUGCCUUCAGCUGAGGUGCCUUACAAAUAGACAUGGGUAGUGAGGGAGGGAGUUAGUGCCCCGCCUCUCCUCGCCAAUGACAACACACAACUGGAACGGUCAAGCUACGAUGUCUAGUUUCAUUGUUUUAGCUUUUUUUUAGUUUAUUUUCUCUUUUGUAACUAAGGAUAAUGUUAUCAGUUACACCCACAUAUACUGAAAUGAGGUUCUUGUAUGUACGCAUGUAUGUAUGGAAUGGUCUCGCAUACAUACAUACCUGCAUACAUAUAUACAUACAUAGUUAUGAUGCUAUACUCUUUUAAAAUGAUGUUAUGGUGUUUUCUCCUUCUUUACAUUGAUUAACAUUCCGCUCGUGUGUGUGUGUGUGUGUGUGUGUGUGUGUGUGUGUGUGUGUGUGUGUUGUUCGGUUGACUCGUAAGUGGUUCACAUAACAUAUUGGUGGAUGCUUGUUCUCGCCUCCUUCACUUCCCUCUCUUUUGCAAACACAAUCUUCCCGAGGUUACACAAGCCCUUUUCUCAGCAAUGGGCGCUUUAUUACCUCUAUAUCGCUGUACACUGGAGACGAUGAAGUAUGGUAACAACGCAGCUUCCCAACUACUUCACACAACUGUCAAUCCGUCCUCACACUCGCCUCCAAUACAACGCAAACCUAUGACCUACGACGUCACUCUCCUCACUCUGUUUCUCCGUCGAGUUUGACCGAGUGAGGGGAAGUCUGUGCAAUGUGUGAAUGUUCUUUUAUCUGAAGUAUAACGGGAGUCAAACACGCGAGGUGGCCUUGUUUAACCGUCCUUCAAAGUUGUGAUAUCUAUAUAGUGUUCAUUUUGUUUUGUUUUUCUACGGUUUCUUUCCUUAAGUUGUACCUGGGAAAAGUUGUUCAAGGUUGAGUAUUUCUACCAAGAAUGAUUGUGCUCUUAAAUAUCAUUCUGAGCAGGUGGUUAUCAGUGACUAUAUAUUUUUGGUGUCGGUGAAAUUUAGUUUUAGCACAGAAACAAAUAUGAGAGCCAAGCCUAAGUGAUCUCCUCUGAUAAUGUGACUGCAUGUAUUUUAGUAUUUUUUGUCUGUUACUUAAAAUGCCGCAAGCGUGAACUCGAUUUGAAAUUUGGUUGAACGCUCGAAACAGUGUUGAGGUCUCGGAGAAAGUGGAAUGAACGAGUGUUUGGGACGCCGCCUCGCUGAACGCCAUGAGUGCUGCUGUAACGUGCUUUUGGGUGCUUCAGGUAAUGGGACCAUAUUCUCAAACGCUUCCUCACUGACACACUCACAUUCAACAGGGUUUUCGUAGGAUGUUUUGGCAUUUCCAGAGGUACUUUCAAGACACUCCUUUUUCCUGUACCACGAAUGUGAAAAACACUCAUGAAAACCCGAUUAAUCUCCUUUUUCGGCCUCUGGAAGUAGUUGACGUGAGAGGUGGUGGAAGCGUCUGAGAAUAUCGACCCUGUGUGCCUCUGUAGGGAAGGUUUUAGCCAUUUAGAUGUCAAGGAAAGACAGGUGAGAGAGGCGCCCGGUCAAGGCACUGCUGGAUCACUUACGCAGAAGAGGUAAAGGUGAUUAUCUCGUUUCCUGCUGAGUUCACUAUCCUCUUAGUAGUCUCCCAACAACCUUACCAGCGGCAGGGUGCUCGCUAGGGCCUCGGGGGAUCACCUCACAUCUACGAAGACGAGUUUAUACCCUUGGGAUAGACAACAUGGAAGUGUAUAGUGCUUGCAACGGUGCCUUGUAACACUAAGAAGCUAGCCCUCAUGAUCCAGUUGCCGGGCUCAAGGAUUCCGUAGUUUUGGUGAUAAUUACAUGAAGGGUUCGUAUAUGAGGCGUCCGGAGGUGUAAGGUCAUAAGGGACAAAGCCACUUUAUUAUUAGUUUGCACUGGGGAAGGCAGACUGCAAAGCUCAGGAAGAAUAAGAAAGAAGUUGCAAAGGAAAAGUGACGUUGUAUUUGGUGUACCGUUUUUCCUUGGCACUUUCCUUUAUGAUAUCCACAAAUUUCUGAACUUGUAUAUAAACACCGGACACCAUGCAAGGAAUUUUCGCAGCCUUCAUCUAUUGGUUUGUGUGCCUGCUAACCCGUCGUGUCGUGUUUGAACUGUGGAACUGGCCCUUAUUUUUUUAUAACAAGGAAGGCAGCUCAAUGGCAAAAAACAAACACACAAGAAAAGCCCUCUAGGCGCUGCUCUAGCAAAAGAAAAAAGAAUGAAGGGACAGUGGUGGUUAUUUUCGGAAGAGGAAGAAAAGUGCGCUACGUAGGGUCAGUCCGAUCUGGUCCUUCUGCGCGACCGUAUGACGUAGGAAGGCUGGAGGGGGGAGGGGGAGAUAAGGUUUACCCCCAAAAGAUUACUGGUCCAUAGAAAGGGCAACUACAACAGACUUACCUAAUACGUAAUCCUCCCCUGUCAGACUCGUGGCGCUCACGUAAUAGCAGUCCUGGGUAUGGUAAACGACCUUUGUUGCCGAGUGGGCCAGCAGGAAUGAAAAGCGAGUGUAUUUUUUAACUGUUUCCAGAGGGGUGUAGUGAGUGUUUUACUGUUAUGUUGGAAGUUAGAAAUGCAAUUCAAUCGUGCAAAUGCUUUUAUGUGAAUUUCUUAAUUAUAUAACGGAGAUAUGAAUAAAUAUUUUUUGGGAUGUU